AACACUUCUACCCCACCUCUUUCUCCCCCUCUAUAUAUUCCUCCUCUUCUCCCCCCUUCUCUUUCCUCAUAUACAUCUCACUUCUCUCUCUUCAUCUCUUUCUCACAAAUCUGCUCUACUCUCCAUUAAUCUUCUCUGAAAAAGCUUUUUAAAAAGUAAGCAAAAAUAUUAAAAAAUGGCGGAAAUUACCUUAAUAAAAAGGCCAAGAGAAGAAACCCAAGAUGUGAUUGAACAACAAGAGGAAGAUCUCUUUAAACGCCAAAAAUCUUACAAAGAAAUACUUACCCUUCUUGAGGAGGAAGAAGAUGAGCCUGUAGAGGACUUAUCUUCCUUAAUCUCUACCCUCCAGGAAGAGAUUUCUUCUUCUACUUCUUCUUCUUCCUCCUCUUUAUCUUCAUCAGUACCCGAUCCGACCCAUGACCCAGCCCGCUCCGGCUCUGAAAUUCCAUCUACUGGGUCUGGAUCUGGAUCUGGAUCGGAGGAGGAUGAACAGGAAAACGUUAUGAGGCACCUUCUGGAAGCUUCUGACGACGAGUUGGGUAUACCCAACAGUAGUAACGUAACCGACGGUUUUGAUGAGGUGGUUGGAGGACAGGUGGACGGUGGAGAUAUGUUUUCACCUGUCGGUGGUGAAGGGAUUUGGGAGUUUGAAGAUUUUGAAGCUGCUAAUUAUUACAAUAUGUUACAGUCUUGCGAGAUAUUUCUGUAGUAGUCCUUUAAAUUCCCUGAAUUUGCAAAGACGUCCUUGUUGUUGAGGGGGGUAUUUUAUUUAGUUAUAGGGGGUAAAAAGAAAAAGGAAAAAUUAGGGAGGAUUAGAGAGAAAUGAAAAGCUGAUUUUGGGGUGUUUUCAUUUUGGUCCCUAUGUCUCUUUCUUUGUAAAUUGUGUGGUAGAAUAUGAAAAAAAGUAGGAUGACAAAUUAUUUGACUAAUUUUAUUUUUGUUUAUGUUAUAGGAUUAUUAUUAAUAGAAUCAUUCUUUUAUUACUAA
Amaranthus tricolor (Joseph's coat) is the source of this 987-nucleotide messenger RNA. RefSeq lists its product as uncharacterized. The coding region runs from base 176 to 709 and encodes 177 amino acids. NCBI's taxonomy places the organism in Eukaryota, Viridiplantae, Streptophyta, Magnoliopsida, Caryophyllales, Amaranthaceae. The record is from RefSeq and is a predicted model, not a curated record. The transcript has a single exon.